Messenger RNA from Octodon degus (degu), 1175 nucleotides. Its product is annotated as G-patch domain and KOW motifs-containing protein-like. NCBI's taxonomy places the organism in Eukaryota, Metazoa, Chordata, Mammalia, Rodentia, Octodontidae. The record is from RefSeq and is a predicted model, not a curated record. Gene Ontology annotation, cellular component: spliceosomal complex. The coding region runs from base 4 to 990 and encodes 328 amino acids. The transcript is spliced from 2 exons. Gene Ontology annotation, biological process: mRNA splicing, via spliceosome.
AAGAUGGCGGAUGCCGAAGAGGAGGUUGCGGAGCCUGCUGCCCCUUCCGCAGCCCCAAUUUCAUUCGGGUUCACUCGCACCUCUGUCCGGAGGCGACUGGCGGCUACAGGGGACGGCAUGGGGUCGGCCCCAGAAGAAAAAGAUUUCUUGAAGAUCGUGGAAGGAAAGGAGCUGCAGAGUGUGAAGCCUGUAGAAGCCCCUAAGGAACUGGUCAUCCCAUUGAUCCAGAAUGGCUUUCAAAGGCAGGCCUUGGCCCAGACGUCUGUGCCAUCCACAGAGGCUUUGGAGGAUGGGGUGUUGUCCCAGGCUGUGAAGGAGCUCAUUGAGGAAUCCAAGAAGUCUCUGGAGGAGAGAGAGAACUCAGGUGUUGACUCUAUGCUUGCUAUCCCCAUGAUCCAGAAAGGAUAUACUCCUAAUGAGGAAGGGGCAAGCAGCACACCCCAGGAUGAGACAACAAGCAGAACUUCCUCCGGGCAACACAGUGGAGCAUCCUUGUCACGGAAGGCCCUCCAGAGUGAUGACCUCCGAGGUCGGUGGGAGGACUCUGAGAGGAAGCGGAAACACUCUCCCAACAGACAGGAGGGGCCUGUGGCCAAGAGUGAAAAAGCAGCCAGCAGGAGUCGGCACUGGCUGCACCGGGACUUGCGUGUGCGCUUUGUGGACAAGCUGCAUAAGGGUGGCCAAUAUUACAACACCAAGAUGACGAUUGAAGAUGUCCUGAGCCCAGAUACAUGUGUAUGCCGGACAGAUGAAGGUCGUGUCCUGGAAGGCCUAAAGGAAAACAUGCUGGAGACCCUGGUUCCCAAGGUCGAGGGCAAUCGUGUGAUGGUAGUUCUGGGGCCAUUGGCUGGAAGGGUAGGUCAUCUGCUGGGCCGGGACAGAGCCCAGAGCCGGGCUUUGGUGCAGCUGCGGAGAGAAAAUCAAUUGGUGGAACUUCACUAUGAUGCUGUCUGCCAGUACAUGGGCCCUAGUGACUCGGAUGAAGAUUGACUGUGGGGCACUGCUGUCCUGUGGGUCCUUGGCAGCUCUGUACUGCCCCAAAAGUGGCCUUGGAGAAGUUAAGUGCAAAGUCCUGCAGUGCGGGAUGGAGAAUGGAUGGAUGGACCAGAAAGAGACUAGAAUGAAAUUCAGCAUUUAUUAGAAUUGAGUGUAUAAUAAAAACCAUUGGAAAUACU